Molecule: messenger RNA, 5883 nt
Organism: Physeter macrocephalus (sperm whale)
Lineage: Eukaryota; Metazoa; Chordata; Mammalia; Artiodactyla; Physeteridae
Product: nitric oxide synthase, brain-like
Exons: 9
Molecular function (GO): oxidoreductase activity
Source: RefSeq, a predicted model, not a curated record
AAGUCGGAUUGGCCUGAGCCCCAAAGAGAAUGGAAGGAGGGGAGUUGUAGCCACAAGGACAGACAGAGGAGCAAAGCAGGCGGGCAGCAGCCGGUGGCCCUCAUCCCACUGUGUUCCCCUGCCCUUCCCUCCAGCCGAUCAACCAUCUUCGUGCGUCUCCACACCAACGGGAAUCAGGAGCUGCAGUACCAGCCCGGGGACCAUCUGGGCGUCUUCCCCGGCAACCACGAGGACCUCGUGAAUGCCCUGAUCGAGCGGCUGGAGGAUGCACCCCCGGUCAACCAGCUGGUGAAGGUGGAGCUGCUAGAGGAGCGAAACACGGCUUUGGGGGUUAUCAGUAACUGGACCGAUGAGCAUCGCCUCCCACCCUGCACCAUCUUCCAGGCCUUCAAGUACUACCUGGAUAUCACCACGCCUCCAACGCCACUGCAGCUGCAGCAGUUUGCCUCUCUGGCCACCAGUGAGAAAGAGAAGCAGCGUCUGCUGGUCCUCAGCAAGGGUUUGCAGGAGUACGAGGAAUGGAAAUGGGGCAGGAACCCGAACAUCGUGGAGGUGCUGGAGGAGUUCCCAUCCAUCCAGAUGCCCGCCACCCUGCUCCUGACCCAGCUGUCGCUGCUGCAACCUCGCUACUAUUCCAUCAGCUCCUCCCCGGACAUGUACCCCCACGAGGUGCACCUCACCGUGGCCGUCGUCUCCUACCGCACCCGAGAUGGAGAAGGACCGAUUCACCACGGUGUGUGCUCCUCCUGGCUCAACCGGAUCCAGGCUGACGAACUGGUGCCCUGUUUCGUGAGAGGAGCGCCCAGCUUCCACCUGCCCCGAAAUCCCCAAGUGCCCUGUAUCCUGGUUGGCCCGGGCACGGGCAUUGCCCCUUUCCGAAGCUUCUGGCAGCAACGGCAAUUUGAUAUCCAACACAAAGGAAUGAGUCCCUGCCCCAUGGUCCUGGUCUUCGGGUGCCGGCAGUCCAAGAUCGACCACAUCUACAGGGAGGAGACCCUACAGGCCAAGAGCAAGGGGGUCUUCAGAGAACUGUACACAGCCUACUCCCGGGAGCCAGACAAACCAAAGAAGUACGUGCAGGACAUCCUACAGGAGCAGCUGGCAGAACCCGUGUACCGAGCCCUGAAGGAGCAAGGGGGCCACAUUUACGUCUGCGGGGACGUCACCAUGGCAGCCGAUGUCCUCAAAGCCAUCCAGCGCAUCAUGACCCAGCAGGGGAAGCUCUCGGUGGAGGAUGCCGGCGUGUUCAUCAGCAGGCUGAGGGAUGACAACCGGUACCAUGAGGAUAUUUUCGGGGUCACCCUGCGCACAUAUGAAGUGACCAACCGCCUUAGAUCUGAAUCCAUUGCCUUCAUUGAGGAGAGCAAAAAGGACACAGAUGAGGUUUUCAGCUCCUAACUGGACCCUCUCGCCCAGGUGGAUGGCAGGGUGACCACACCACUGCACUCGGCCAAGAUGGCUGCAGGUUUUGUAAGCACGGACACUGCUGAACCUUUCCUUCGGGCCCGCACAUGGCCCCUGCUCUGCCUCCUGUCCUGUCGCCGUGUCCUGGUCCUCCUCUCCUGGGUUCUCACCUCUCAGUGGUUUCCUGGCCCUCUUGGGUUUUCUCCUUGAGUUCUCCUGCUGCAGUGCAAUGCCUUCAUAAUCCGCAGUGGCUCUUACGAAACUGUUUCCCUCUCUCUCUCUUUCUGACAAGGGCAAAUCACCGCUGCAUGAAACCACUGGAACGUGGCUGUGGCUCGUGUUAGGGUGUUUUCUGGGGUUUGCCCUGGAGAGGCUGCAGGGACCGGACGGAAGAGCCUUUUGAGCUAGUCCCUCAGCUUGUCCUUUUUUAUGAUGACGUUCUGGUUGUGUGUGUGUGAGCGUGUGUUGGGCCUGGGUCUCCCUCCGUCCUCUUGGUCGUGCAGGCAUGUCGCCUGCAGACCCUCAGUGCCAAGAAAUACGCCCCGGCCCAUACUGGGGCCUCACACAUCCAUAAUUAAGGGCCUGUGCUAGCAUGCCUGAAACACUUGGAAGCAUCCUAAUUGUCCUGGUUAUGUAGGGUCAGGGCAUGGAGGUGGGUUGUGAUGAUCAAGGGGAAACUCUCCAGUGAAAGGGGAAAUCACUGAAUCAGGUGCAUUUAGAUGCUGGCCCCAGUUAGCGGAGCCCUUACUGGGAAAUUAACCCAUCUAAUGGGUUGGGCAAACCUGCUCCCCGACCCCACACAGCCCAGGAUCAAAUCAGGAUAGCCUGACUUGGCACUCCCACCCACGAGACCAGAAGUAAUGUUGUCCAAGGGAAUGAGCUGGAAAUAAGAAUCUUCCCGUCUUUGCCACCGGCUAACUUUGGACAACAUCACUUGUCCUUAGUUUCCACUAACUGUAAUGUUAUGAAGCCAAAAAGUAUGAAUGGAUCAAACUUUAAAGUUGUGGAGAUUGAAAACGGUAUCAAGGAAGAAUAUCACUGUUAUUUUUUUUAUUCCGCCAAAUGGGGCUUGCUGUUUCACCCCUGGGGUUAAAGUGAUGGAAGCCGGUGAGAGCAGAUCAGGUUGGAGAGGGACUCCGUCAUGAGGUAUCUCACGGCUUCCUCUACAGGACCCCAGCCAGGGUGGGGAGUACCUGCCCUCAUGCUUUUGGUCUUCUAAAAGGGAUCCCCCCAAUUUUUAACCUGAUAAGAUAAUUUUGACAAAUAAAUUAUCCUCAACUCAGAUCAAAAACAGGCAGGAAAGUCUUUGGUAGGAAUCAGGGCAGGUACAGUUUCUCCCAGGCAGACCUGAGAGAGUUCAUCUUCUCAGAGGAAAUGGGGUGGAAGGGUCCCUUUCUACAUUUAAGUGCUAAAAAUCAAUGGUGAGCAGCACCCAGAGAGAGCCAAGAAGUUCCACUGACCCCCCAGGAACUGCCUUCCCAGGGUUGAAAGGCAAGCAGUCAUCCAGUUCUGAUCUUCCGUCUUGUUUCGUUUUGUCUUGUCCGAUGGAAAGACAGCUUUUUCUUUCGGUACAGCACACGGGCAUUUCUUUCUCGAUGCUCAGUUUGGAGGCCUGCCAAAGGGAGAGAGCCCUGGCUCUUUCUGGAAGGGCCUUAGAUAGGGGGUGCCAAAGAGGUGUCCCCAGGAGGGGACAACCUUAGAGACUCUUUUUUUUUUUUUUAACAUCUUUAUUGGAGUAUAAUUGCUUUACAAUGGUGUGUUAGUUUCUGCUUUACAACAAAGUGGAUCAGUUCUACAUAUACAUAUGUUCCCAUAUUAAAGACAAAGGGCAAACUCUAUGUCGCCUUUUUCCACCCUUCCCGGCAGCCCCUGCUGGUAUCGCAUCCCCGGCACUCGGAGUUUGCCUUCGUGCCAGUUAUGAUUUCCCUGCCUGCCUUUAAUCCUGUUUCCCCCUGCUCAGGCUUCCAUGGCACAGAGACCAAGCCCUUGGCAUGCUUGGCCGACCCUCUCUGACCAGGAGGGAAGCCCAUUCUAAACCCUUUAUUUCCUGCAAACGUGAUUCUGGCCAGUAGCUCUCCUCCCGGAGGCUUCCUUCCCAACCCUUUGAGCCUUUUGGAGACACCUCCUAAGAUGUCACUAGCUCCCCAGGGACUGAACCACUGUGUCCAACCUCCAUCAUAGAGGAAUUAAUCAGUGCUUCCUUUUCCAAAUCAAGCUUUAUGCAUGAAUGCUUUUGCAUCGCCAAAUAAAUACUUACGAGCACUUACUCCAUGCCAGGCACUCUCUUCGUAUAGCCCUGCCCUUCUAGUAGCAGGCAGACAGAGAAAAAUAUCAUCUUGCUUUAUCAGGGAGUCUAAAGAAAUGAUUAUAUCACCAGGAUUCAUCUUGCUUCCCGAGAACGAUUGUUUUGUGUUUUUUUAAGUAAACACCUUUCAACCCUCAACACAAGCUGCUUCAUAACUCCUGGCUGGAGGACAGGAGAUUGGUCUGAUGUGUUUCUCUCAUUUGCCAGAAUCUCUGAUACCAAGAGCCUCGCUGUAAUGAACCUAUCCAGAGGCAGAGGGGAGUGGAGCCCUGAUUUCAGGCUCAGCUCUGAUCCAGGGUGGCUAAAUGCUGCUCUCUUGUGGUGGUUUGUAGUUCAGUCCCAGUAGCCUGCCAAUUUUGGGGUAACAGUAGGUGAACAGAAAUAGGGUUGCCUGGGCAUUUGGGGGUCGCCUUAGUUGCAGGCCUCUUAUUUCUCUUGCGCUCUCUUGACUUGGUCAGCCGUAGCUCCACCUCCACUUGACAAAAGUGAGUUUGGCCAGGAGGGAUGAGACAGUCCCUGCCACAGGAAAGCUGGGACAGUCAUGUUCUCCUGUUGUCGCUGUGAACUCUGUUCCUGCACCUUGUGUUGCGAAAGAAGCAGAAAUCGUUAAACCCCCUGAGAGGAUACAGGUUUUGGUUUCUAUGGAGUAAGACAGCCAGGUAUCUUUGCUUCGGGGGAAUGCUUCAGACCCACCAAAAUGGAGUUUUAGAAGCAGACCCGAGUCCAAAUGCUAACUCUGCCCCUGUUUCUGUAGACAGCUGUGAGCUGGUGACCUAACCUUUCUGAGCCUACAUAUCUACCUGUAUCACAAGGUGGAUUAAAUGAGAUAAUGCCCAUAAAAUGUCCAGUUACAGUACCUGGCCCAUUAUAAACUAUCAAAUUGUGUUUCACUUAACCUAUAUCAUUUCUUGCCUCUCCAGUGUGCAGAAGGCACCGUGGAGUGUACCGUGCAAAACACAUUUCCUCUCUUACAGAAGGUUAGGAUCUGGGAUGCAGAGACACAAUUCUUAGAAUCUACAUGCAGGUCUGGGGUUUGAGCAAUCGGUGGAAUUCCACCAGCAGGUUUGGGGAAGGGAGAUUGCCAGGCUGUAGGAAGAGAGAGGAGAAAGACACGGACAGGGAGCAUACGGGGUAAAUUGGGGCUGGCUUCAGACAUGGCCCAGCUUUGGAAGGCUGCGGAAGGUAGGGGUACACUGCGGAGCUAGGCAGGGAACAGACAGAAUUUUGUCAAGGGAUUUUGGCUUUAUUUGGUAGGCAACACAGGGUCCUUAGGAGUGCUUUUAAAAGGGGAAAAGAAGGUGAUCCGGGUUAUGCUUGGAAAAGAAUGUUCUGGCUACAGCACAGAGCCUGGAUGGCUGGCCUGUUGAACUAUUGGUUGGUUAUUGCAGAAACCCAAGGCUUGAAUGAGGGACAGGGCAGAUGCAGUGAUAAAGACAUUCCGGUGGUUGAUUCCGACCUGUGGUGCAGGAUGAGAACAAAGGGAGAGUCAAGAGCGGUGCCUCUAGGCUGAGAAAUGGGUCUCAGGAGAAAAAACAGACUCCAAGUAAAGCUGAGUUUUCAGAACUGACAUGAUAGCCAGCUUCUUCCCGAGUCAACAGGGUGGAUCCUUCCGAGGUCCAGCCACGCCUAGAUGGGCAGAAAGAGAACUGACCCCAGGCCAAUAGACAUCGGCCUUAGAACUCGGGCUUUCCUUGCCAAACCGUGCCCCCACCCCGUCUCCACCCUGUUUUCCAUGUUGUCGUGUCAUCGUUGUGAUCCUAAGACCCACUCCGGGCUCAGCAGUGGUUACCUGGGGGGCGCAGGGUGCGGGGAGGGGGUCGCCCUGCGUUGCUGCGCCAGUGGUGGUGGGUUUCCGUUCCUUCCGGGGCUGGGGAGCCAGGGAGGUGGGCCAAGCCGGUGUCACCUGUCACUGAACGCGCUGCCAGAAUCUCGGACCUCCCCCUACCUCUGAGCUCUCAAUGCUGCUAAUCUCCGCCAAGUGUCCCGUGUGCUCCAGCACCUUCUCGAAGGACUGACGCCCGCCCCAUGCUCUCUGCGAGGUUGUCCAGGCUGUGCUCGCCGCAUGCUCUUCUUCUGUAUAAUUCUCAUCUUCUAAUUUGAUGGAAUUCAACAAAAGUCUAUUUAUGCCUGUUUGCAUCAUGGUCAAAAUAUUAAAAAGUGGACUCGACUCGACU